This is a messenger RNA of Carassius gibelio (silver crucian carp), 738 nucleotides long. RefSeq lists its product as uncharacterized. Lineage: Eukaryota; Metazoa; Chordata; Actinopteri; Cypriniformes; Cyprinidae. The transcript has 4 exons. The coding region runs from base 159 to 587 and encodes 142 amino acids. The record is from RefSeq and is a predicted model, not a curated record.
CAUUUCCGCAUCCCGGAUAUUAUAGUGGCGUCGUUGUUAUGACAAUGUGACGUUUUUUUUUUUUUUUUUUUUCUUUUUUUUAAUGCAAGUUGUAGCGAUAAAUAAAGUUUCAGUCAGGUGACAGAGUUUGGGUUUUCACGUCCUCGAAACUUUUUUAAAUGGCUUCUUGUGCACACGAAGAGUUUGAACUCAGCCAGAAACAUGAAGAUAUACUGGGGAAAAGAGCAUUACUGCUGAAGCAGAUGGAAGCGCACUAUGAACAGCAGAAGGCUCAGAAGAAGCAGCAGUGUGUGAAGUCUCAAGCAGCGAAGGAGAGGAAUGCUCAGAUCCUUAAGGAUUUUCAGAAUGCUGAAAAAAAUCUUCAAACCAGACAGCUCCUUCAUCCAGAUAUUAUUAACCUUGAGACUCUUUAUUGGGCCUCAAUUGAACGGGAACUACCAGCAUGGGAGCAGUAUUUACUUGGGAAAGGAAAACCGCCAGUCAGUGAGUCUGGGAGAUUGCUUAGGCAACAGAGACAGAAAACUAGACAGCAAGAUCCCUCACCUGUACAAUGCAAGGGUAAACCCCCUCGACCAAAACAUAGAUGACCUGUAAAUAAACACAAUUUAAGAUUUUUUGCCCCAAAUUAUGUUAUUUUUAUUCAUUUAUUUGGUUUUUAUUGAAUUUAUUUGAUUUUUUUUUUUAUUUGAUUUAACUUAUAUAUGCAAAAGCAGAGUAAUAAUAAAUGUGUUCAUUGAA